AGCAUACGUAGACCUCAAACACCCAUCCAGUACAUUCCUAUUCUUACCAGCCCGAUUUUAAAAACCGCAUCAUCCGGAUGGACCUGAUUUUCUCCGCUUCAUAGUCUGUUCGGAACAGUCCACCCCUCGUGUUCCAUCCAUUCCUCCCAAACCCGCGAACCUCGAGCCUACAUCUCACCGAAGCCACCAAGAAGCGCCCUAGCCAAACGUGACACUGUUGUUGGAAACUUCAUCUGCUAUCUGAAAGGUACAAGGUUUCUGGAAACAUCAGGCAUGUUUCGCUGGCAGUGAUAGCCUAUGAUCAGCAAUGCCUGCGAGCUUUCUGCUUGAUGCUGCCACUGCCCGCCCGAGAGAACUAUGACCGACAACUAUGGCCGAACAGACAGACAAAGGCACAGAUGCCGCCCCUAUAAAACCAGUAUCAUCUCUACGAUCUCAUUUUGAGGGCUUGAAGGUCAACCUAGCGCUGCAAGAUGACCGGGGCAGUACACCCUCCUCUCCGCAGCCAUUGCGGCCGGUCGAUGUGCAGUCGCCAGUUCCAAUGAUUAGGAAAUCAUUUGACAUGGUGCGGCCCACGUCUCCAUGGGCGGCUGGCGGGAAUAUCGACCGUCAAGGCUCGCUCACUCCUUCGAGAGGUGAUGAGUCUCCCACAAGGCCUGGCCACAAACGGCCAAUGUCGAUGUUGGUGCAGUCAUCGCCCCAACUUACGCCGUCUGUCAAAGUCGACUCUCCCCGAUCACCUCCUCGCACCUUCUUCGAGAGAAGCGCUUCAAGGUCUCCGGAACGAGUUGACAAUACACCCUUCGGCAAAGUCCGGGAGCUCAUAUCCCAGCACUCGAGCCGAGCUUCCUCUCGGCCUCCUUCACCUCGAGCAUCGAGUCCGGAGCAUCAGGACAUUUCGAAAGCGGGCAACAGGGAGCAGAAGGUGGGAGAGAUACCCUUAUCAAAGUCGCCGGCUAGGCCACCGCCUGUGAAUCGAGCCGACAAACCAAAAGUGCCGGCAAAGCCAAACAUUAUCGCAGUUCCCAUUGGACCACCCGCUUCUUCCAACGCAUUGAACCCCGAGGCACGUAGGCCGUCCUUUGAGGCACGUGUAUCACCAUUCAACACACCCCCUAGCAGUGACGAAAGUUCCCCAUCAAGAAGCCCUGAGCCAAAUGUUCCCACCACAUCCUUUAGACCUGUAGCGCCCACACCUUCAUCGGGUCGAAACACAGGACCGCCUCUUCCUGAACCAGUCGAGCGACCGAAGGAUGCACGAUUCAUGGGGUUUGCCUCGAAACCAACAGGCGUGGACAGAAAAGACCCACGGAGUCUUGGUUUUGGAUUUACUGAAUCACAACCACAGCCUAUUCAGCAAUCGACUAGCCUACCCUCUAGAGCAAACACAGUGUCGGAAAAGCCUUCACGAGACCCACGAGACUUUGGCCUUGGAACAUCCAACCCAACGCCCCGACAUGUGUCGGAGACAAUAAGACCAAGCCCAUCUCCUCCUAUUCACGCUCUGCCACCACCCCGUGCUGCACCUGCAAGAGAUGCUAGGCUAUUUGGAUUCUCUGCUCACCAGCAAUCUGAAGUCGGCAUCAUCGAGGAAGAGCCGCGCCCCGGACUCCCCCCUAGGCGAAACGUUGAACCUCCUCCACGACCAUCAAAUGAGUCUAAAAAUUCACAAAGGUCGAUGCCUCCUCCGAGUCAGAUAACGACACCAGAUAGGUCUAGGAAACCGUUUCCAACACAGCAAUUAUCGAGGGCUCCCACUGUACCAAUAGACACCCGCUUUCCUCCUCCACCCAAACGUGGCAGUAUUGACAGCAUUGAGCCUACUUCAGCUACGCCAUCAAGAUCGCAGACACUUAAUGGCACGUCCCCUAGCAGAGUCGGUGGAAGGACUUAUGGCAGUGACUCGGAUGAAGCAGAAGCACUUGUCGAAGAACCUUCAACCAUCAGAUCAGAAUAUCCUGAUGCAACUCACACCAACCGUCGACCUCCUUAUUGCAAAGGAGCAGUGUGGGAAAUCGCCACGAAGUCCGAUGCGAGGACGAUGGAGGUUUGUGGCCAGUACCUUUGCACGGCUGGCUACACCACUCGCGUCUUCGACAUGACCUCUGGUGAGCAGAUAAUGAGUAUCAACCAUGGCGAGACGGUCAAAGUAACUGCACUCGCCUUCAAGCCUGCCGCAGACUUGUCUGGCGAGGGUGCCAAAAUAUGGUUGGGCACGAAUGCCGGUGAACUGAUGGAAGUAGAAGUGGCCACUUAUACCAUCAAAAGUACCACUUCCGUCCACAAUCGUCGAGAAGUUGUUCGCGUCCUGCGAAGUGGGGGAGACUUGUGGACUCUCGACGAUGAUGGCAAGCUCUUCGUCUGGAAAGCAGAUGAAACAGGCGUCCCGAACAUGAAGUAUAGUCACAUCUCUCACAAGGUUCAGAAAGGCCAUUCAUUCUCGAUGGCCGUCAAUGGUGUACUGUGGCUUGCCACUGGCAAAGAAAUUCGCGUCUAUAACCCCGGGGAUGAAAUGACGUUUACUGCAUUGACAAAACCUCUGUCACAACACGGCACAGGAGAUGUAACUUGUGGAACUCAUUCAACGGAGGGUGGUGGCAGAGCAUAUUUCGGCCACAAUGAUGGGCGAGUGACCAUUUACUCUACCAAAGACUUUUCCUGCGUUGGAAAUGUCAAAGCCAGUGAUUAUAAGAUCAACAGUAUGUCGUUCGUCGGAGACAAGCUAUGGGCGGCUUUCAAGACUGGCAUGGUCUAUGUAUACGACACUUCGACAUCACCUUGGAAGGUGAACAAGGACUGGCGUGCGCAUAACGGCCCAGCUCACGAGCUUCUGCUCGAUCCACGUAGCGUAUGGACUUUACAACGACUUCAGGUUGUCACGAUCGGCCACGACAACUUUGUCAGACUCUGGGAUGCUGCGCUCGAAGAGGACUGGAUAGAGUCUGAGAUGCAAAAGCGCGACAUCGAAUACUGCACAUUUCGCGAAAUUCGAUCCGCUGUGGUAACAUGGAACGUGGGAGCCUCGUCUCCGUACAAUCUACAGAAGGAUUUCAUCGCGGAUGCCAUCCAUGCCGCAGAUCCGCCAGAGAUUCUUGUAUUUGGCUUCCAGGAAGUGGUAGAUCUUGAAGAUCGUGCGGUGACGGCUAAAAGCAUUCUCGGCUUUGGCAAGAAGAAGGACACGGUCAAGAACGAACAGUAUCAGAGUCGUGUCUACCGCGAAUGGCGAGACCAUCUGACAUCCGCAAUCAGUCGGUACACCGGCGCCCAUUACGCCUACUCUGAGCUGCAGACCUCGAGCUUGAUUGGUCUCUUUCAAUGCGUUUUCAUCAGGCAGGAAGAACGUAAGAACGUUCGCAACCUGCAAGCUGCCAGCGUCAAGCUCGGCCUGAAAGGCCAUUAUGGCAACAAAGGAGCAUUAAUCACACGUUUCACAUUGGACGAUAGUUCUGUAUGCUUCAUCAAUUGCCAUCUUGCGGCAGGCCAGACUCAUACUUCGCACCGCAACAAUGACGUUGCAACCAUUCUCGAGGCCGAAUCUCUGGAUCCUGAACCGGAUCCAGAAUACCGCAGCUCUUUGUACGUCGGCGGUGGUGAUGGCACUCAGAUCCUCGACCACGAAAUCUGCAUACUCAAUGGCGAUUUGAACUAUCGUAUCGACACGAUCCCUCGCGACACGGUGAUCAAUAUGGUCAAGCGCAACGAACUGGCCAAACUUCUAGAGCGGGACCAGAUCAUGGUAUCACGCCGGCGUGUAUCUGGAUUUAGAUUGUCCCAGUUCACGGAGCUGCCCAUCACAUUUGCCCCGACGUACAAGUACGACGUGGGGACGGAUAACUACGACACGUCGGAGAAGAAGCGGGCCCCCGCGUGGUGCGAUCGACUGCUGUACCGUGGUCCCGGGCGGGUGAAGCAGAUCGAAUACCGUCGUCACGAGGUGCACACGAGCGACCACCGGCCCGUCAGCGGCACGUUCAAGUUGCGACUCAAGACGAUCGAUGCGCGGAAGCGGGCGAGGGUGAAGGAGGAUUGUUUCAACAAGUUUGUCGACGUAAGGCGCCGCAUGGCUGAGAAGGCGAGUAUUGAGUACCUCGUUUCCACGCUGGGCGUGGCCGAGGCCGAGGCAAAGAGGUUAAUCACUGCGAAGUAGAUUGGGUAGGAAGUGGACGUCGGAGAGAUGAUGUACAUAUGCCAUUAAGGGCUUUGUGGAGAGGUCAUGUCAAUCAC
Exophiala oligosperma is the source of this 4224-nucleotide messenger RNA. RefSeq lists its product as uncharacterized. Gene Ontology annotation, molecular function: phosphatidylinositol-4,5-bisphosphate 5-phosphatase activity; protein binding. The transcript has a single exon. The record is from RefSeq and is a predicted model, not a curated record. NCBI's taxonomy places the organism in Eukaryota, Fungi, Ascomycota, Eurotiomycetes, Chaetothyriales, Herpotrichiellaceae. The coding region runs from base 371 to 4147 and encodes 1258 amino acids. Gene Ontology annotation, biological process: phosphatidylinositol dephosphorylation.